Messenger RNA from Trichoplusia ni (cabbage looper), 10917 nucleotides. Its product is annotated as type I inositol 3,4-bisphosphate 4-phosphatase. Gene Ontology annotation, molecular function: phosphatidylinositol-3,4-bisphosphate 4-phosphatase activity. The transcript has 19 exons. Gene Ontology annotation, cellular component: cytoplasm. Bases 246 to 3701 code for a protein of 1151 amino acids. Lineage: Eukaryota; Metazoa; Arthropoda; Insecta; Lepidoptera; Noctuidae. The record is from RefSeq and is a predicted model, not a curated record.
UCAAGUCAAAGCAGUCAUACCCAAAAAUUACAGUUGAUACAGAUUCGAGAUUAUUUUAAAUUUUUAAACAAAUUUAGCUCCACAAUGCCGUAAAAUUACAUAUUAGAAAACCUAUUAACAUCUAUUGCCUAAAUGGCGUAAACAUCAAAAUUAACAAAAAUAAAUGCUUACAAUAAAUCACCUUGACGGGAUUUGAAAAAAACACCUUUGAAAGUGAUGAUAUUCAUGUAUUAAAUUUCAUAAAUAUGAGAUACAAUAAACAGGAGUUAGUCUCGCUAGCGUCCCAGACUUCGCAAAACUUCGACCGUGAAGGUGUGUUGAUCCUGAAAGAAAGGCAGGAUGGCUUUUUCAGGAGAUCUGAAGGUUGUUCCGUACGCUGGUUUCGACUCCGGGGUAAUCUGCUGUUCUAUCUUAAGGGUCCCGAGCCAUGGUACGAGCCCAUGGGCGUCAUAGUACUAGGACAUCAUCAAGUCAAAGUGCAAUCCCAAGAUGAAAAUGGUCAUUGGCCAUUCCAUAUCGUGUGGGAAAAUGGCGUUUGUUACAAAAUGGCGACGUUCCACGAAUCAGAACGAACGCUUUGGCUGAAGGCGAUAGAGUUGGCGCCAUACGACAACAUACAGGCGCAGGCGAACGUUUUGAGGGAAAGACUGAACAAAAUCAGGCCAAAUCUAGAUAUAUCUACUUAUAGACUGCAGAGGGGAAUUGUGACUGGCAAGUAUAUGAACGAAGUGCCGCUCUGCGAGUUAGCAUUAUCGUGUGACAACUUGCUGUGCGACGCUCACGGCCGGCCGCCAUCACCGCUCAUCGUGAUAUACGUUAAAUACGACAAGGGUCUGUGCGUCAGAUAUGGGGCUACGGAAAUCGUUGAGACCUGCAGCAAUCCGUGUUUUUCGAAAACGAUUUUGUUCCGUGCGAGCGACGGUCUGUCUGGCUCUGCGUUAGUUCGCAUCGAGGUGUACGACGUGAAGGAGCGCGUGUCCGAGACUGCUGUUCCCAUGGGGUAUACAUCAAUGCUGCUUAGCACUAUACAGGAAGCCCAAAGAAUGCGCGUCGCCCUCGUCACUCAGGACCAGAAAACAGUCGGUUUCGUCACCAUCAACGGUUGGAGUCUAGAACCAUCGUAUAUAGGAACCAGUCCCAGUCAUACGAACGACAGGAACUGUAUAGAUAUACCGCAGAAGGUUCUGUGUCACCGUCGCUCGCAGUCCUUGCCUCCAAGGCUCGGCUUGAAGCUAAAGUUUCCGUCAUACGGGAGCCUGUUGAAGCAGAACUUCGUUAAUAGCCACCAAGUGACGUACAGGUUUCACUCGGGAUUGGGAGGUGAUAUCACUGUGCACGAGAUUAUGGCUGAACCAAAACUGUGUUACGCAAUGCCGAUACAGCUGCUCGACAUCUAUAUCCAGCGUGAGAAAGAACUUCUUGAAGAACUGCUCUCUGUUGGCGAGAUAUGUGGCCAGUGGCAGUCCAGACAGUUGGACCUUGUUAGCACGCACGUUUCAUUACUGAAGCACUACUGCCAUUCAAGAAGAUGCAUGGUCAAUAUGGAAAACCAGUACUUCAAAGCGAGUAGUAGGAAAGAUGAUGCCAGCCUCGAAUUCGCGCCUAUAAACCUGCACCUCCAACGCAUGUGGGUCCACAACGACACUUUAAACAAGACUGGCUUUCAUGACGUAGUGACGGCCGGGGCUUUCGCCGCACAUACGCAUAAGGCCGAACGUACGGGUGGCUUAAUAAGGUUGGUACAACAAGUGAAGGAUAUAAACAGCACUAAGGCGGAGCUGAGUUCGAUAACGAAUAAGAUUCAGACCGAGUACGAUAACUUGGUAGCGGUGAGGCGUCUGCGCGAGGAGGUAUCGAAUGAUAUGGAGAAAAUUGUCAUGUUAUUGCAAGCCAAGCAGUUUGGUGGAGUCAAUAGCGUUGUUGAAGGCAUAAAGAGUAAAGUGAAGAGUAUACUGGCCCAAUGGGAGCCCGCUGUAGUCGAAGAGUCGCUGUCUUUCAUUGGCUGGCCAAAGAAUAACUGUAGCGAAGAGAAUGACCAACAGACGAUGUCAAUCAUAAUGCGCUUAACGGAACAACUGAGCAUGUUCGACACCAACUCAGACUGCGAUACCUUCGACGCCUCAUCAAGUUCUAGCUCCAAAGAGACCUCACCUACCGGAGAGACGCCCACACUAUCCUCAAGCGUCCCAAACAUAUGCAACUACCCGAAGAAACUAGUCCUAGAAACGGAACUACAAUUCCACAACGAUUACUUCAAGAAUGGGAUCGAUGAACGAGAUCGCGGCGGCUUGAAUCAUUCGUUCCGUUCGGUCAGACUUUCAAAGCCGAAGAUGGAGGGGCAGAGUCUGUCGUUCGAUUGUACUAAAAGGCAUGGGAGCUUGAGGCAUGACUUCAAGAGUUCAGCGUCGCUGGAGCAAGUCUCGUAUAGGUGUCUUGUGGAUGGAUUGAGGAAUGAUAAGAGAAAGGCGUUGGAAUCGAAGCGGGACUCCGGCACCCUGCCUGCCGUCGGACAGUUGGACCAAGCAACCAGAGAGAACAACUUACAAUACUUGAGAAACAUCGGUAUCGUUGUAGAGGAGGCUCUUACUACUUUAGUCGAAGAGCUGAAUAAAAUCGUCGCGAAUAAUGCGUCAAGCGAAGAUGAACUAGAGACCGUCAAAGGUUUGAUGGAUGGUCUGCGUACAAGUGGUGAUGAUGCAGCGAGAUGGAUGCGUCUGUCACACGCGGCGCUGCGUCUGCGUUGCGAGUCGCCGCAGUGGGCGCGCGAACACGCCGCCUUGCAGACUAGGAGGGAUACUUGCUUCUCACAAGCGUUGGCAACAGUCUCAGCCGGCCUACUCUGUUGGCUAUGCUCCAUGCCUGCUGAUGUCGUCACGAAGCUGCUCAGCUCUGGCCUGGGUCCGCUGUGCGGGUUCGAAGGUCUGCUGUCCCUCUACUCCACUGAGAAAGCGAUGUGGGGUGACAUGGUAGUAGCAGUUGAAGAUCUUCAGACAGUUGUCUUUAAUCUGACUAAAGUUGGACACAGUAAUACAUCGAUACCACAAGUGACGGGCACUCGUGGGGCGUUGACAGUUAACAUACCAAUAUCUGACUCGCUGUACUCCAAGUUUACAGCCAAAGAACACCUGAGUUUCACGAUAACCGCUGUGUUCUUCAACAUCGGUGUGAACGAGAAGGCGACCCUGGCCGAAGCCCUGGGCGAAACAACGCCGCAGUAUCACUCGAACAGCGACAACCUCGAUAGACUGAACAAGUACUAUCAUAAGUACAGCAAGAUAUUCCCAACUGAUCAUAUGGCGGCUAGCAGAGCAUCAUCAAGAACGAAACCACUUGAAGAAGUAAUGGAAACUCUGAGGAUAUGUGUUCAUAAGAAAGUUCCUAAGAACGUUGAGGUACUGCAUUUGGCCUCGCUCGCUACCAGGCUCAUGAAUGGUGUAAGGUUCACGUCUUGCAAGAGCGCUAAAGACAGGACGGGUAUGUCGGUGACACUUGAACAGUGUUCCAUCCUCGCGUCCGAGUACCAUCUAGCUGAACACGAGAUGAAGAAAGCUCUGAGCAUUAUGAGAAGUGAAGGCUGUCGCCGCGAGAACACACAAAAGAACAUCGGUACUAGAAAGUACGCGUUCACGAAGAAGCAAGUCAUGGCUCUACCAGCCGACUACAGACCGCCAGCCGGUACUUACGGCUCGUCACACACGUAAAGGUCAGAGAAAGGAGACAAGUGACAAUAUGACAUAAAAGUGUUAUCACUGAUCAAAUCGCUCGAAAAGGGGCGUAUAAGUAAUAGUAGGUGUACUGCUUAUACGCCCCUUUGGUUUCUAGCAUUCAACAUGUAAUCUUUAUGAGUCUCGUGACCUUGACUUGUUUCAAUAUCUAUGACGGAUGUGAUCAGUGCUACCGCUUGUUCGAGUAACACUGUCCUGAACGUUAAGUAUUCGCGUCAGAUGUUCAAGAACUGCAUUGAAUUAGUCACCCUUAAGUGUUAUGUUGUCUUUGUGAAUCAACACAAAGACAAACCGACACUUAAAGGAUAUAGCAAAAUGUUGUUGUUGAAUACGGCUGUUAUACUAUCAAACAUAAUCUAUGUUGACCAAACACUAAAGAUUCUUAAAGAUUAUCAUUUACUGAUUUGUUUUUUGUAAAGGAACUGUCGAAAUUACCGAAAACAGUUUUCCCUUUUCAAAGUAAUUCUAAAGUAGUAGAUAUAAGUGAGUCUAGAUGAAACUAUGAAUGAACCAAUGUAUGAAAUGGAAAUGUGGUAUUAAUAUUAUAUAAGAAGCAUUAAUAUCGAUUAGGUGUUCAAUAAAUCGAUUACGUAUCGAUAUUUACAUUCGAUUGUCUGGAAAUGACUUAACUGUUGAAAAAUCAUUGUUAGCAAUGAACUACGUUAAUACAAGUCCGAUUUACUUAAAUCCUAGUCAACAUCGAUUCUAAUCGAAACUGCAACGUUUGUGAUUGAUUACUAGACUAUAUUUACACUUAAAUAUUAUUUAUUUUAUCGAUUAGAGUAUCGAUUAGGUGAUAAUACACAAAAGUACUUACAUAAUUUGUAUUGAAACUUCACAUGUAUAUUCUAAAUUUUGGAAUAGUAUAUUCUCGUGGCCAAAUGUGCCAAGUGAAUAAGAUUCAAUGUUAUACCGUGCCUAGAAUAGUUAACGAACCAGUAUUGAGCAGUAAUAUGUUUAUCUAAAGCAGUGCCAAACUUAUACAUAAUAGAUUAACAAUGAUAUAAAAUCACAACACAUAAACUGAAUUACGAACGAUUUUCUAAGUUCAAAAUAAAGGACAAUUCAAGCGAAAAUAACCUUUAUUGCUUUGUCUUCAAGUCAUACACUAAAAACAGAUUAUAUAUGUCGGAGACGGGGGAGGGAGGGAGGUAAAUAGUCAAAAUCAGAUAUUGUAUUACAGUCAACAUCAUAACACACGAACGUAUAGUAUUUACAACUUUGUGACAUUGACAUGUUUCAACAUCGCCCUUAACCACGUGCUAAUGCUUCAGUGAGAGUUAUUAAGCGGUGCAACGAAUGCUAUAACUAUAUAAACCACGUUGUUUCUAAAAGUAGACAUAUAAUUUCGGUAAACUAAAUUAUAGUUUGGUCUGCUACUCCAUUUUGUAUAGUUGUUGGUCCUCUAUAUUCUAUUAAAUAAAUAAAUUAUAUACCGAUCGCUAGUCCUAGCCGAUGUUACAUCGCAUUAACAAACGAAUAAAAAUACUGAUGUCACUUAUCUUAGUGUGUGUUAACUUAAGGACAUCUCAAAUACCUAAGUAAAGCAAAAAAAGGAGCUCAGUACGUUUGUCAUUAAGUUUGAGUAACCGCACUAAGUCUUCGAACGAAAACCAACUUUACUGCUUAGAAGAUAAGAUUGAUUCUAGUGUUUUGUUCUAAUAACUGGUUAAAAUAGUCAUGACCGUCUUCGACAUAUAGUUAUUACAUUUUCAGGUAAAAAUCACUUUAUGAACAGUAUAAAUGACUUGACGAACUUGAAUUGAAGUGGUAAUUCCCAUGGCAUGUUUGUGAUCCUUAAAUUAAUAGUAACAUUUGUAUAUUUUUGUAACAAUACGUAAAUACGCUGUAUGAAAUCGAUAGUAAUAAGCGCCGCAAUAAAGAGGUUCUUCCAAAAAAUAAAUUUAAAAUCCAUGGAAUAUAAACAAGUAAAAAAAAGUGACACACGACUCCGUAAGUAGUUAAUAUUUAGGAUAUAAUUUUGACUCAUUUUCCACCUCAAAUAAUUAUGUACUCAUAACGUACAAAGACUAUGACAAAAUAUUCAAAUUAAUACUUUCCUUAUUAUCAAGUAACAGAAUUACAGCAAUCCAUCAUACAUUUUUCUUUCUCACAUAGUUUUUUCCCGUCAAAACUGAAAAACUUGGAUAACUUAAUGAUUUUAAGAAUCAGACCAUGCAUGAGCAAGUUCCGAAACACUAUUUCCAAUACUACGUCCAUCAACCACUCCUCUACUUGUUUAUAUUCCAUGGUUAAAACGAACGGACGUCGACUGUAACAAACGAACGCAUUCGAAGGCAUAUCCAAGCGUUGUUAUAAAUAUCAUCGAAACCCAUAACGUAUGUACAAAACCUUUGGUUCCCAUUGUUGAUAGCCGCGGGCGGCGCACCUGUGAUAUCCAAGAAGCCAAACUACAGUUAAAACAAAUAUAUUUUAUAUAACAUGUUGAAAAUGAGAUAAGUUUACAAAUUGAACCAAGAGGUAUUUGCAUUCGUCAAGUAUUAAUGUAUUGGUCGUUAGAAAGGUUUUUGAAACGGCCAGUAAAAGAAGCCGAUUUAUAAGGUGCUAGUGAAUUUCAGUGACAUUUAAGCUUUGUAUUAUGGACAAUUCAACUCAUCUUUGCGUACCACACUAUGUGUGGGUAACCCUGAGACGUUAUGUAUUAAUUCAGCUUUCAUUUGUGUGUCACUGUCACACAUAUAAAAGCAGCAAUAGUAAACCGUCAUUUUCAAUCGUACGCACACAUAGGGCCACGCGCAUUCUUGAGUUGUCCUAUAACAUUCAAGUACCUUUUUCUUCUAGUUGUCAAGCCAUUUUGUAACCUAUCAGCAUAACCAUUAGCAACUUUUUUAAUUUUGAUAGUGUAUUACUAUGAAAGCUAAUUGUGUUGACCGACGUGCCAGUGCAGUAAACUGUUCUAGAUAAAAAUAGCUGUGAUGUCGGUAAAGUAUGGCUGUACCAUAUCCUGAAAUAGUACAAAGUAUACAUUAAUGCUUGUCCCUCCUCUUUCCAUAAAGUACGCACGCCAUUUUUUUGCAAUAUUCUCUGUGAAAUCAAAACGAGCCAUUGCGUUUCUCCUAAAUACGAAAUGUCUUAAUUCAUUAAUUAUAUAACUUAGUCGUUCUUCUCUAUUUUGAUUCCAAUUUAUCCAGAUCUUAAAAUUACAAUCAUUAUCAGUAUCCACUUUCCUAAAUAAUAUCACUUUAAAAUAGAAGACGUAAACUAGAAUAAUACGAUUAAACGUGCAAAUUUUACGGUAGAAUUUUUAAUUCGUAAUAAUACAAAAUAAACUAGUUAAAAUUCAGCGUUAAGCUUCUAGACUAAAGAUACAGUGCCUUUACUUCGGCUGGGUUCGUUUGUUCGUGUACUCCGUAUACUGCCAAAAUAACACCAAUCUUUUAUCUUAAAAAACCUAACUUUACUACACUUGAAUUGUAAGGUGUAGCCAAGCCAAAUUAUAUUUACAGUUUUGUAGAUUAAGGUACAAAUUCGCUUACCUCACAUUUAUGGUAAUAUUUGUCAGGUUACGUUGUAAUAGCCUUAGAGAUAGUUUUACUCGGGCUCCAACGUUUGCCCCGCCUAAUGGCAUGUAUUUCUUCCAUAUUUGACAAUAGAUUUUACCACGCUGUCUCGCUGUGUAUCUGGCGGGCGUGGUAAUCGGAGCGCAACGUCGACGCUUUGCCAAUUGAAGUACUGAGACAAUAUAUAGGUCUCUCUUAAUCUAUUUCACAUUUUUAUAUAGAGAUCCAAGUCUUACUUAACUUUCCACAAAAGUUAGUAAGCACUUUUUAGACAAAAAAUAAUUACAAACUUCUUGAAAUAUUGAAAAAAUGCACUUAUUGUGAAGUUGAAUGAGAUAACGCAAAUUUUUGUUGUAGAUACUAAUUCUCUUCAUACGUUAUGUUAGCAAAAGAUAACUUAUAAAUCCCACUUUAAUCUUCAUUAUUUGAUUAAUACAAAAUAUUGACUAGGUAAACUGCACAAUUGCACAUUACGAAUAUAAAUUAUAAUGCCCUCGGCAUUAUAAUAGAAUUUAUGUCAAUCAUGACGUAAAUAACAAUAAGAAAUGCUAUUGUUGUAGCAAGAAACAACGUAAUACAUAUACAUAGGAGUAUGUAUAAUAUAUUUAUCGAUAUAAGUCACUUAAACAAUUUAGCUGUGUACAUUGUACCUCGUUACGUCAACCUAUUGAGGUUUAUUUAAUGCUUCCUCUUUUGGAAGUCUUUUAGAGACCUUGCCCCAAAGGUUAUAGUAUUAAAAAAGCAAAUUUAAUAACCCCAAAAUGAUCUGAUCCUUCUUGAAUAUUUACAAAUAUUUUUUUAAGCGGGCAAACAUUUAUUGCGAAAAAUUCUUCUUUUAUACCAUAACAAGUAUGUUGUAAUCGCAUUAAAUGUUCAAAGUAUAGAGCGACGUAUGUAAAACGAGAUUUGUAACAUCUUCCUCCCAUGAUAAUGGAACUAAGUUUUAACUUCUGUUUACAAUAUUGUUGGUGCAAGAUUUUACUGUCAUGUUACUUGCUUCGACCCUUAAUAUCCCGAAAAAUGGCGGCUUUUAGCUCUUUUUACUUGCGUCGAACUAUACCAAACUAUUAAUAUCUAUAGUAUGAUAUUUGUACGCUAUUAACAUAUUAUGGAUAUAUUUAUAAGUACACAUCCACAAUUCUAGAAAAUAUAUUAAAAAUAACUUUAUCAAGUGAUAGUAUUGGACUUCCCACUGGUUAGUGUAUAUAGUGGUUAAUAUAUAAUAGAUACCAUGAAUAUAAAACUGAAAUAUAAUAUGAAUCUAUUUCUAAAGUAUAGGAUAUACCAACUCUUGUUAUUAUGUUCACGAAGGGCGACAGAUAUGCCCCUUAUAGUGGUAAGGUAAGAUAUAGUGUAUAUAUGACAUGUAUUGCGGUUAACUUAGGCCCUAUAUACGAGGCAACUUAAUUCUCUAAUAUCUGACAACUUUUCUUCCAAGCAACUACCUCCGAACAAUUUUACCACCUGCAAUUGACACAUUUUCACGAAGAAAGCCAUUUUUGUUGUAAGGAAUAUAAGUCUUAUGUUGCCUCGUGUUCUAUAAACCUUAAGAUUUUCUAUUAUGACAUAGAUGACAAUUAUAUAUCAAAGUUGAUCAGCGCAUAAGAAAUACAUUAUAAUAAAAAAUGGAUUAAUACUUUAUUUAACAGAUUUUUGUUAUUUUUUCUUGAAAGGGCUUACACAGGUAUCCCUUUAUAAAUAAUGAGUUUGAUUAAACAAAUGAAUAUAGAAAAUAAUUUAUAUGUGUAAACAAUAAAGUAGACAUUAUAAUGUUUAGUAUUAUCUAUAUGUUAGAUAAGUUGUGUACGUAUCAUAUAAUAUAUGUUGUACCUAAUUUUGUUUAGUAUUAGUACGAGUCGCAUAAAUGAGCAAACUCAGAUAUUUUUAAUCUGUCUAUCAAAUGACUGUUUUUCUAAAAUUACGUUAAAAUGAUGACGAACUUCACUAUUCUUUAAAGAUUGCAAGACUUCGUCUUAAAUUAAUAUCUUUUUUUAAAUGAGUAUAUUACCUAACGUAGUAAAGAUUGUGUCAGUGACUGAAAGAGAUAGUGUCUUUAGAUAGCGUUGUUUCUUUCUAACGAUGACUUAAAAAAGGGCCUGAUAAUUGAAUUGUUGUUUAAUUGCAUCAUUUUCGCAGUUGUUUAUUUGUGAAACAUGUACGAAGCCAUAGAUUCUCCAUAUCUCCGUGCUAUAUUUUAAUUAAAUUAAUUUUACAAUCAUUUUUGAUUAUAGCAACACUAGUUUUUUUAUAGAUAAGUUUUUUUAGAGUUUAAUUAGUUCUUUUACUGAUAGCAUUGAUGUAUAAAACCCUUGAUACAUGGUAUUGAACAAUAGUUACCGUCAAUGACAGCUUCGGUUGCUUUAUGACCACGUGGUUUUGCAAAUUCAACCUUACGUACACGUCUUGAUUGAUUUAAUAAUGCGAGACCUUUGCCAAAUGUCAUACAGUUUGAAUAUGAUGUGUGUACUAUUUUUAAUAUUCAAGUCUCCCGUCAAAAUGUGUGUCCUUUAGGUGACAUGCUGCUUUUGUGCCGGCAAUCAGAAUAGGAGACAGAGACAUUUUAAAACGUCACUUAGAAGUCAUUUCUGCAUAAAACUGUGAACACUAGGUCUUGGGUUUUUACAUAUCAAUGAUCGAUAGAUAUUUUUUUUUUCUCUACACGAUUUAAGAUUGUACUUAAUUUUGGGAACUUUUGUACCUAUUGUUUUUCAUAUGUAACGAAUUACUUAAGUGCCAUUUAGAGCUUUGAGAUUUAUUUGGUACAAAUUAGAUGUAUUUAGUUACGUAUCGGGUUUUUAUUGUAUAUUUGUAUGGAUUAGUAAGUGACAGCUCGGUUGAUAACAAAUGAGUAUGAUAUCUGGGCAUAAAAGUGAUGAAACUAGUUGGUCCGUCAGACAAAUAAUGUAAAAAUGAGUUUCACGUAUUUUUGGUGUUACGUAAGCAGCAAAUCAAUCAUUUUAAUCUUUAACUUCCAACUGAAAGAGAUUUUUUGUUAAUUCUUACGAGAAAUGAAUCACCCUACCUGUCAAAUUUAUUGCGAGAAGUGACGUCAUUACCCCGUACCCAAUAUAAUUUACUCUACCCAGCAAAAGGUAUGGAAUAUUUAUCAUUAUUUCACCUUAUGGACAUAUAAAAUAGUUGUAAAUUGCCUUAUACGUAGGAAUAAAGAUCGUGAUUACGAAACCUCAGUAACAUUGAUGUACUUAAAUGAAUGUUUGUAUAUUUAUUUACAAGUAAAAGUUAUAGUUGUUACCGAGCUGUCGUCUUUAGAUAUUAUAUAUUUAAGUUCUUCCAUAUCUGACGUCUGUCUUCCCAUUUGAUAGCUUUAUUUAAUUUAUUUAAGGUUAUAUUAUAUUGUUUUUGAAAGAGUUGCAAUGAUGUCUUGAAGUGAGUUUAACGUGUAUGGUGUAAUGAAGUUUAAAUUCUUCUUUUCUCCUAUAUUUUUCAACCAGUUUAGAAUUGCGAAAUUGCGGUGCAGUUUUGGUAUGUAUUUUUUCUUUGUCCCUAAAUUGUUAAUUAAUCUAUGAUCGUAAUUGUAUACUUUGUGUAAAUGUUUAUUUUCCGUCAUGUUUAAAGUGAUCUGUUGUGUAUAUUAUAUGUUCUUUCGGUAUUAGGCUGUGAAUCUGUAUUGUGAAUCAAGUGAUUAAUAAUAAAUAAAUUAUUAUGUUGCU